ACCCGGUCUCUCCAGAGCAGGAUGGCCCAGGAGCUCAGCGAGAAGGAGCUCUUAAAGAUGGAGGUGAAGCAGCUGAAGAAGGAAGUGAAGAACCCAAGAGCUCCGAUUUCUAAGACAGGAAGGGAAAUCAAGGAUUACGUGGAGGCUGAAGCAGGAAACGACCCUCUUCUCAAAGGCAUCCCUGAGGACAAGAAUCCCUUCAAGGAAAAAGGCGGUUGUGUGAUAAGCUGAUGGCGCUGGAGGCCCUCACCCUGAAUGCCUGCCCCUCCUCAGCCCCCUCCUUAUCCAGAACCAAGUAUCCUGGGACGCCCAGGGAACCAGUGGAUGUUCACCUUCUCUUAGUCACAGAAUGAGUAAAGAUGCCUGGCUGCAUGCAUCAUGAAUCCCUUCCCCAGUCCUGCUUUGAACUCUUCUCUCCCAUUACCACCUGCUAGGUCACUGCUGACCCCAC
Messenger RNA from Kogia breviceps (pygmy sperm whale), 451 nucleotides. It is a transcript of the gene GNGT2, whose product is annotated as G protein subunit gamma transducin 2. Gene Ontology annotation, cellular component: heterotrimeric G-protein complex. Gene Ontology annotation, biological process: G protein-coupled receptor signaling pathway. NCBI's taxonomy places the organism in Eukaryota, Metazoa, Chordata, Mammalia, Artiodactyla, Physeteridae. Gene Ontology annotation, molecular function: G-protein beta-subunit binding. The record is from RefSeq and is a predicted model, not a curated record.